This is a messenger RNA of Malania oleifera, 1058 nucleotides long. Its product is annotated as PRA1 family protein B3-like. Gene Ontology annotation, biological process: vesicle-mediated transport. The transcript has 2 exons. Lineage: Eukaryota; Viridiplantae; Streptophyta; Magnoliopsida; Santalales; Ximeniaceae. The record is from RefSeq and is a predicted model, not a curated record. Bases 177 to 839 code for a protein of 220 amino acids. Gene Ontology annotation, cellular component: Golgi apparatus; endoplasmic reticulum.
GAAAUUGCAUUGGAGGCCUCAUAUUUCUGCCAUAGGGUCUUCUCCUAGGCACGAGGGAGGCCUUCACAGCUACGAGCCCGCACCGCUCGUAUUCCCCUUCCCACCGCUGCCCCCCCACCCACCGUCUCCGUCCAACCCCCUCGGAAGCCACCACCGCCACCUCCCAAAUCAAAUCAAUGGCUUCUCCUCCCACGGCUCUCCCCAUCUCCACACCCCAAUCUGGUGGUGGCGCCGCCCCCAGCCAGCCGCCAAUCGCCACCCCCGCGUUCCGCGCCUUCCUCUCCCGCUUCUCUUCCUCCAUCCGCCACGGCUUCUCCCAGCGCCGACCCUGGUCCGAGCUCCUCGAUCGCACAUCCAUGGCCCGCCCCGACUCCCUCUCCGAAGCCGCCUCCCGCAUCCGCAAGAACUUCUCCUACUUCCGCGUCAACUACCUCACCCUCCUCGCCCUCGUCCUCGCUCUCUCUCUCCUCUCCCAUCCCUUCUCUCUCCUCGUCCUCCUCUGCCUCCUCGCCGCCUGGUUCUUCCUCUACCUUUUCCGCCCCUCGGAUCAGCCCUUGGUCAUCCUCGGCCGCACCUUCAGUGAUCGCGAAACCCUAGGCGUCUUGACCCUUCUCACCGUCAUCGUGAUCUUCCUCACCACCGUCGGAUCGCUUCUCAUAUCUGCACUGAUGAUCGGAUUGGGUAUUGUGUGUGCGCACGGCGCGUUUAGGGUUCCUGAGGAUCUGUUUCUCGACGACCAGGAGCCGGUGAACGCCGGAUUCCUCUCAUUUCUCGGCGGUGCCGCCUCGUCCGCCGCUGCCGCUGCCGCUGUAGCUCCUGCGGUUGCCGCUCGUGUUUGAGGAGGACGGUUAGGGUGAGACAGUUGGGCGAGCAGAUCAGGCUCGUGGAUAGAGGGUAUUUAGAUCACCCUGGGUUUUGGGUGAGUUUUUGACGAAUUUGUAUUUUUGGAAAAGAUGGGGAUAGAGGGGUUUACUUUGUAUGGAUAUGAUCUGUAUAUACUGGAUUCUGGUAUUGUACAGUUAUGUUAUAAUAGUGAUAUGCUUUAUGUUUCCGCUGCA